GAAGCGAAACCGCUGACACACGCCAACGCGGCUAUGACUGAACGUAGCUUUAAAACUCACUAAAAUAUCAUGUAAAAUAUCCUCUACGCGCGUACGUUUAUGUGACCAUAGCAAAGAUGAGACAGGAUACAGAGGAACUAACACAAAAAGUAGCAGAGUUCAAGAAUGAUCCCGAUAAACUCCGACAGGCCUCGGAAUUCGUUGACGAGCUCAUACAGCAGGCCAAAAAAGAGGCCGAGCUCAAACAAAAAGCGAAAGAUAGAGGCAAAUUUGGAUCUCAAGAUUCGGGUGUAGGUAACCUAAAGAGGAGGCUGGGUCGAGCCAGAGGCUUCGUAUUGCGGAUGUUCGACGCCCUAUGCAACUGCACGCAAACUGCCGCCGCCGCUGCGCGCACCAGUGCCCGCAAUAAUCCCUUCGUCAAACGCUAAAAAAACCUACAUCUUAGUUCCGAACGACAAACAUAGAUGGCGCUUUUCGAAAACAGCAAAGCGGAAUGUUAAAAAAUAAUCUU
This is a messenger RNA of Aricia agestis (brown argus), 511 nucleotides long. RefSeq lists its product as uncharacterized. NCBI's taxonomy places the organism in Eukaryota, Metazoa, Arthropoda, Insecta, Lepidoptera, Lycaenidae. The transcript is spliced from 3 exons. Bases 117 to 428 code for a protein of 103 amino acids. The record is from RefSeq and is a predicted model, not a curated record.